AUGUGCCAUUUAGCAUAUGCUGUCGUAUGUCAGUUUUACGUUUCAUGUCAAUCUUGUUUUAUGAUUGACGAAGCUGUUAAACAAUAAAUUUGAUGCUCUUCAAAUAUUCAAAUCAAAUAAGACGAAUAAAAUUCUCAUGUGAUUUAUUACAAAGAAAUCUGUGAUUGUUUAUUUAUUAAGAAGUAUCCUAUACGAAUUUAAAUAAUAAUUUGAGAGAUGCCACGGACAAAAAUUAAUACCAAAAAAACAAAUAAAAAACUGGAAGAAGAAGGAAUAAAUAAACAACUAUUGCUAUCUAAUUUAGUUGAAAUACAAUCAGAAUUGGUAAAUGAGUAUAAGAUGAAGGCGAGGUUAAUUAUAGAGGAAAAUUGUGCGCAGUCCUUUACCCACUUUGCUCCAAUGUUGCACAGAAAAGUAUCUGAUGUGUUAGAAAAUGGUCUCUCCUCAACUAGUACCCUACCGAGUUUGAAUUUAACCAGUAAAAAAGACAUUUUAAGCCAAACCAAGAGCGUUAAAAAAAACAAUAAGCCAGUUAAGAGAAGUUCCUCACUUGUGGACGAAGGCUACUUAACAACAGAGAGUUCAAAUUCAGUUGGUAGGACUUCAACGCGCCAGUCGCGAUCAAAAGCAAAGAAAAACGAAGAAAAACGUACCAGGAAGACAAGAUCGUUAUCACGAACCAACCAGAGUAAAAAUAAUUUCAUAACACCAGCUAAUAAAAAAAAUUUACCCAGUACAUACGGAUUAGUUACGCCCAAGUGCAAACCCAACAUGCCUCAAGUACUCCUCAGGCGUCCGAAAACUGGUGAAGUGGCUUUAUCGUUUCAAGGAAGUCCCCUGAUGACUGCCCCAGUAGUAACCGAUGAAUUGGCCAACAUUAAUAUACCCCUUAACGAUGGUACUUUAUUGAGUUUAAGAGCCCAAGAAGGUUUGAGAUUGUCCCAAAUACCUCAAUUCGAUAAAACCAUUUUAAAACAACUGGACACUUUGGGUCAAAACAUUUCUUUAGUACUGAAAGCGGCUAAACAACUAAAAUAAUUGUAAUAAUAUAUUCGGAUGACUGUUGUUCAAAUUGUUUGGAGGAAGAAGACCUGAAAACUAAUUGAUUUAAGAUUCUUCUCCAACUUUUGUGAAAUUAUGAUCACAAGUUUUGGUCAUCUGAGAUAUUAUUUUUUAAAAUAAUUUUUAACUUUAUUAUUAUUUUAUUGUAUUUAAUAGCAUUUAACAGUGUUUAGGUUAUUAUUAAGUUGGAUGUGUUUUUAUCGAAAUUAUCUGAAUAUAAAAGAAUAUGGAUUUUA
This is a messenger RNA of Diorhabda sublineata, 1298 nucleotides long. Its product is annotated as borealin. NCBI's taxonomy places the organism in Eukaryota, Metazoa, Arthropoda, Insecta, Coleoptera, Chrysomelidae. The record is from RefSeq and is a predicted model, not a curated record. Gene Ontology annotation, biological process: mitotic sister chromatid segregation. The coding region runs from base 217 to 1038 and encodes 273 amino acids. Gene Ontology annotation, cellular component: chromosome, centromeric region; spindle midzone; chromosome passenger complex. The transcript is spliced from 6 exons.